This is a messenger RNA of Rhineura floridana, 1161 nucleotides long. RefSeq names its product fidgetin like 1 (gene FIGNL1). The record is from RefSeq and is a predicted model, not a curated record. Lineage: Eukaryota; Metazoa; Chordata; Lepidosauria; Squamata; Rhineuridae. Gene Ontology annotation, molecular function: microtubule severing ATPase activity; ATP binding; ATP hydrolysis activity.
AUGGUUGAGUGUGGGGUUCUGUUGGAAACAUCCUGGCUCGGCGGUGGUGAGAGCACCGCAGGAGGAGGCCAGGUUGUCGUUGUGGUCCAGCUGGCGGCGACGGCGGCGGCAGGAAAACACUGCGAAGGAUAUUCUCCAGCACUGUUGAUGAUAUCCCCUGAACAGCUCUGGGUGGGCCAGCAGAAGAAACACCAGAACCAGGCCUAAUAUACACCAUUCCCAUCUUAUGGUAGUACAAAAAAGUCUUGGGGUGCUGGAAGGUCUUGCGGUCCAUUUGGAAAGUUUGCCGCUCCAGUGCCAAAACAAGACGGAAAUAGACACAUGGGAAUGCAGCACGGAUCUAUAGAGUUGGCUUGUCCAACAGACAAACAGUUAAAGAAUAUAGAACCAAAAAUGAUACAGCUUGUUGUGCAAGAGAUCAUGACCGUGGUGGACCAUGGGCCUCCAGUGGAUUGAGAUGACGUUGCUGGAGUUGAGUCUGCAAAAGCAAUAAUUAAAGAGAUAGUAGUGUGACCCACAUUGAGUCCUGACACUUUCACUGGUUUACAGGGUCUUGCAAAAGGAAUUCUUCUGUUUGGUCCUCUGGGGACAGGGAAGAUGCUUAUCGGCAUAUCUAUUACAUGCCAGUGUGGGGCUACAUUUUUUAGUGUCAGUGCCUCUUCACUGACCUCCAAGUGGGUAGGUGAGGGAGAAAAGAUAGUCCGUGCAUUAUUUGCUGUGGCCAUGCCAGCAGUAAUUUUCAUUGAUGAAAUUGAUUAUCUCUUGUCCCAGCAUGGAGAUGGGGAACAUGAAUCUUCUAGAAGAAUAAAAACUGAGUUCGUGGUUCAGUUAGAUGAAGCAACAACCUCUUCUGAAGACCACAUACUAGUUGUAGGAGCAACCAGUUGGCUACAAGAGAUUGAUGAGACUGCCUGAAGGACACUGGUGAAGAUAGUGACUUGUCUGAUAUCAAAGGAAAAUUGCUCCCUAAUGGAAGUGGAUCUCAUUGUUAAAAAAUCAGAUGGAGUUUCUGGAGCUGAUAUGACCCAGCUUUACAGAGAGGCAUCUGAGCAAGUACAAUCUAUAGUUUUUCAAGUUAUUGACAGUGUUUUAAAAACUGCGCCUUCCAAAGAUAUGGAAUUGCAUGAUAUCUGGAAGCAAACAUUUGGAUGUGGAAGAUAG